Saccostrea cuccullata (small rock oyster) is the source of this 318-nucleotide messenger RNA. RefSeq lists its product as uncharacterized. Bases 1 to 318 code for a protein of 105 amino acids. The record is from RefSeq and is a predicted model, not a curated record. The transcript has a single exon. Lineage: Eukaryota; Metazoa; Mollusca; Bivalvia; Ostreida; Ostreidae.
AUGUCAGAUGCUGUUGAUGAUGUAUUGAGAAAAGAACAAGCAGGAUUUAGGAAACAUAGAGAAUGUAUUGACCAGUUCUUUGCACUCCGUAACAUCAUAGAGCAGUGCACAGAGUGGCAGAGACAUCUGUAUGUAAACUUCGUGGACUUUGAAAGGGCAUUUGACAGCAUACACCGCGAUAGUCUUUGGAGCAUCCUACGCCAUUAUGGUAUUCCAUCCAAAAUGGUCCACCUGAUAAAGAGCUUUUAUAACAACUUCAAAUGCUCAGUAGGACACAAUGACACCUUCUUCGAUGUUAAAACUGGGGUCCGACAAUGA